Molecule: messenger RNA, 771 nt
Organism: Suillus subalutaceus
Lineage: Eukaryota; Fungi; Basidiomycota; Agaricomycetes; Boletales; Suillaceae
Exons: 5
Coding region: 13-720 (235 amino acids)
Cellular component (GO): cytoplasm
Source: RefSeq, a predicted model, not a curated record
ACUCAAAUCAUCAUGUCCGAACAGCUGACUUUGUACCUUUACAAGAUCGAACUGGCUCUUGCCGAAGCCAAUGCACCCCACAGAACGUACGAGGUUGAUCUCUUGAAUAAACCAGGGUGGUUCGCCAGCAAAGUGAACCCGGUUGGCGAGGUGCCUGUUGUGACAUAUGGGGGACCCAAUGUCGAGCCCGAUGAUCCUUCGCCCCUGUCCGCUAAAAUCGCGGAAUCGAAUGUCAUCCUUGAGUUCUUGGCGGACCUCUAUCCAGACUCUGGCCUCCUGCCAAAGGAUCCUGUUUUACGCGCCAAAGUCCGUUUCUUCAUGGAUGCGAGUACUAAACAUAUCGAGGGAUCGUGUUAUGCCUUCAUCCUAGGGAAGGAGUCGUACGACAAUAUCCUGAAGGGAAUUGAGUUUAUUCAAGAACUUCUUGAGGAGGGUGGAGAUUUCGCGGUUGGAGAUCACUACACUAUCGCAGAUGCAUGCAUCUCUCCGUUUCUCGCAAGGCUCAAGAUGGUCACCGAAACUGACUUAGGUAGAGCACGGGCUCGCAGAUUCCCUGUCGGGAUGGGGUACAAGUUAGGCGAGGAGUUAAAAGGACCCAAAUUUGCCAAAUUCAUGAAAUACGUUCAGCAAAUGGUGAACCGUCCGAGCUUGAAGCAAAGCAAUGAUGAGGAGUUUGUGAUCACAUUCUUUAAGACGAGAUUCAGUGAGCGUGUACAGUGAAGAUAUACCUGUUGACAGGUAGUUAGCUUCGUACGACAGUGAUCUCCAGCU